This is a messenger RNA of Girardinichthys multiradiatus, 924 nucleotides long. RefSeq names its product succinate dehydrogenase complex, subunit D, integral membrane protein b (gene sdhdb). Gene Ontology annotation, biological process: tricarboxylic acid cycle; mitochondrial electron transport, succinate to ubiquinone. Gene Ontology annotation, molecular function: heme binding; ubiquinone binding. The transcript has 4 exons. NCBI's taxonomy places the organism in Eukaryota, Metazoa, Chordata, Actinopteri, Cyprinodontiformes, Goodeidae. The record is from RefSeq and is a predicted model, not a curated record. The coding region runs from base 105 to 581 and encodes 158 amino acids. Gene Ontology annotation, cellular component: mitochondrial envelope; membrane.
AAGCGGAGUGACUCAUCUUCUCGGACAUUCAGCAUCUUUGUUGGACCUGACGACUCCGUGAUGUACAUCCGGGUAACGGUGGUGACCUUGGUGGGUUAGUCGUCAUGGCGGCCAUCAUCAGAUUGAGUUCUGUGUGUCGUGCGGGUGUAAAACCUUGGUCCUUCUUCCAAAGCACCCUACUUGCCAGGCCAGCUGUUGUCCUUCACAAAGAACAUCUGCAGCCACACCGGCUGACUGCAAGGAUUCAUUCUUCGCAGCCUCUCUAUGCAGGUUCCGACUCCAAAGCCUCACUUCACUGGACAGCAGAGCGAGUGCUGAGCAUCGCCCUUCUGGCCUUGGGUCCAGUAGCUUACUUUAGCCCUGGGCCUGUCAUCGACUACUCCCUGGCUGCGGCUCUCACCCUGCAUGGACACUGGGGUAUCGGUCAAGUGUUAACGGAUUACGUCCAUGGGGAUACAAAGAUCAAGAUGGCCAACGCAGGCCUCUUCCUCCUGUCCACGGUCACCUUCGCCGGCCUCUGCUACUUCAACUACAACGAUGUGGGCAUCUGCAAAGCUGUCGCUCUGCUCUGGAGCAAAUGAAAGGGACUCUUGGACUGGCAAGCUCAGGAGGAACUAAUAUUUUGGGAGAAAACUUGUCCUGUCUAAUUGUAAAAAAAAAAAAACAAAAUUCAGCAUGUUCUUUGUAAAUUCUUGUGUCAUUUUGAAAUUACUUUGGAUGUAAUGUGUUUGUCUAAUGAAUGCUCGUAAAUUCCAGCUUGGUUUUUCCGUUGAGUUUAUUAGGCUGCAAGCUUCCAUUUUCCUCUGGAAAUAUUUUGGAAACCGCCCUUAUUCACCUUCACUCUAGGCUAAAUUCAAGCAUUUUCAUCCAAACAGCCAUGACUCUGAUCAAGUCUUACAGAAUACAGCUGUUUAACAUCUUGUA